GAAAAUGAAGAAUGGCCUGCAACUAACAAAUUAAGAAGGAGACUCCAUAACCUCUUCACAAUUUCAAAAGCAACAACACAACACAGAGAAAGAGAUUCAAACGCGUGCUCACAGUUUCAACCUUUCGUUUUCUUCUUUCACUUUUCACUCUGCAUUUUCCUGCAGCUCAAGGAUUUUCGAUUUCGAUUCAUUUCUCAUCUCACAUUGUUCUCGUUUCCGAUCUCAGAUCGCAUUUUCACAGAUAAUGAUUGGGGUUUGAAAUCUCCGGUGGCCCUUGGGUGUCCCAUACCAUCCCAACAAUAGUACAAUGCAAGUUUUUAUGAGACCAUUUGAAAAAUAAUAAAAUAACACAAUGCCUAAGUGGCCUAUUGGAAUAUCUGGGUUCAGAACAUGAUCUCAUUGUCAUCUUUGGAAUUUGAGGUUUAGGGGAAAAUUUGAGAAGGAGGCGAGAAAAUGGGUUCCAUUUCAGGGGAUGAAGCAAUGCAAGACCCCGCAGGCAGUGAGACUGAGGAGAGGAUUCGUGUUUCUGUUCGUGUACGACCUCUGAAUGAUAAGGAGCUCACAAGAAAUGACCUGUCUGAAUGGGAAUGCAUUAAUGACACAACCAUCAUGUACAGGAACAACCUUUCAGCUUCCGAGAGGUCCUUGUAUCCAACAGCCUAUACAUUUGACCGAGUAUUUAGGACUGAUUGUCCAACAAGGCAGGUGUACGAAGAAGCAUCUAAGGAAGUUGCUCUUUCUGUGCUCAGUGGCAUCAACUCAAGCAUUUUUGCAUAUGGACAAACAAGCAGCGGAAAGACAUUCACUAUGAGUGGUAUAACUGAGUACACUGUAACAGACAUUUUUAACUACGUAGAAAAGCACACAGAAAGGGAAUUUGUUUUGAAGUUCUCAGCUAUGGAAAUCUAUAAUGAAUCUGUCAGGGACCUCCUUAGUGCUGACAGUACACCUCUCAGACUUCUUGAUGAUCCAGAGAAAGGGACAGUCGUAGAGAAACUCACUGAGGAAACUUUGCGGGACUGGGACCAUUUUACAGAACUCAUUUCUUUCUGUGAAACACAAAGGCAGAUAGGAGAGACAUCCCUGAAUGAAGCAAGCUCCAGAUCACAUCAGAUUCUCAGACUGACCGUUGAAAGUUCUGCACGUGAGUUUCUUGGAAAUGGCAAAUCGAGCUCUCUUACGGCUUCUGUGAAUUUUGUUGAUCUUGCUGGAAGUGAGCGUGUAUCCCAAACUAAUUCAGCUGGCACAAGGUUGAAAGAGGGAUGCCACAUAAAUCGUAGCUUACUGACUCUAGGAACUGUUAUCCGAAAACUAAGCAAGGGUCGAAAUGGACAUAUCCCUUUCAGAGAUUCCAAGCUAACCCGCAUACUGCAGUCCUCAUUAGGAGGCAACGCCAGAACGGCAAUCAUCUGUACCAUGAGCCCUGCACGGAGCCAUGUUGAACAAAGCAGAAACACCCUCUUAUUUGCAAGUUGUGCUAAGGAAGUGGCAACUAAUGCAAAAGUCAAUGUAGUGGUGUCUGAUAAAUUGUUGGUGAAACAAUUGAAAAGAGAGUUGGCUAGGCUGGAAAGUGAGUUGAGAAAUUCAGGGUCAACCGGCCUUAAAUCUGAUUCUGCAGCAUUGCUGAGGGAAAAAGAACUCCAAAUUGAGAUGUUAAAGAACGAGGUAAUGGAUCUGACUAUGCAGCGGGACCUUGCUCAGUCUCAAAUUAAGGACAUGCUUCAAGUUGUUGGAGACGACAUGUCCUCCACUGAUUUCGAAAGUUCGGAUCCUCAAUAUCCCAAAUUACGUGUGCGGUGUUCAUGGGACUUCGAUAGCCAGGCAGUAGAACCAAAUUUAUUAAGUACUGACGGCUUGGAGAGUGUCAAAUCUUUUGAUGCUUCUCAAUAUUCAGAUGGACAUAGUUUUAGUUCUGAGGAGAACUAUUUCCAACUCCCUGAUCUGGAAAAAAGUCUUCCCAUCAUCAGGAAUUCUUCCCCAGGGCUGUCUGUUUCAAGUCUCGAUUCUGUAAGAAAUGAUUUAGAUCAGAAGACAGUUGAAGAACAGCACGAUGAAAAUUUAGGCGACCAUUGUAAGGAAGUUAUCUGCAUUGAGUCAGAGGACCUAAUUACGGACACAUAUCCAGACUCAAAUCCAGCAGAUGUAAGUCAAGACAUCGACACAGACUCUAAUGCGUCAUCUCCAGGGGCAAAUACGGCUGUCUCAGGAUUAACCGAAGCUGAUAACAUAGACAAAGAAAAUCUAGAUUUGUGUUCAUCUGGUAUAAAGGAAAACAAUGAAAUGAACCGUUCGCCCCAAGGUUCUGUUCUUCCCUCUCCUAAGGAAUUAUGUCCAUGGCUGGUAGAAAAAAGUGCAUCUAAUUCUAAACCCUGGAAAUUUACCAGAAGUAGAAGUUGUAAAGCAAGUCUCAUGAAGGAUUCAUCUUCAGAUUGGUUUGAUCAGGAAGAAAUUAUUCAGAACACACACCCAAUAGGGAUCGAAAAAGACUACAUUGGAAUACCUGAGGGCUUUCAAAGGAGGACCUGUACACUAAACUAUAAUGCCAAUGCUGAGAGGUUAUCAUGGACGGGUGGUUAUGGGAAUGCUAUGGGAAAUACUUCUGUCGAUUUAGACAUUAUAAAAUCCUACACCGAUAAGGAAAGUUAUGACGAUAGUGAUUUAUCUCCAGCAAGAAAGUCAAAGAAAGAUCUUGGAAGUUCAAAUCUACUGGCGGACCAUGAGGUUUCAGAGACAGAAUCACAGUCGGAUAUUUCUGCAAAGAAGUUCAAAGAUGUUGGCUUGGACCCAUUGCAAUCUGAUGAGGAAAAGCAAUUGCACUGGUCUUCAGAAUUUGAACGGCUGCAACGAGAGAUUAUUGAACUCUGGCACGCUUGUAAUAUUUCAUUGGUUCACAGGACUUACUUUUUCCUUCUAUUCAAAGGAGACCCAUCAGAUUCUAUCUAUAUGGAGGUAGAGCUCAGAAGGCUGUCCUAUCUCAAGCAAAAUCAGCCUAUGGAAAAUGGACGAACCCUUACCCCUGAAUCAAGCACGAGAUGUCUUCGAAGAGAGAGACAGAUGUUGAGCAAGCAGAUGCAUAGGAGGCUGUCAAAAUCUGAAAGAGACAACCUCUAUUUGAAGUGGGGUAUAAGUAAGAGUUCAAAGCAUAGAAGGUUGCAAUUGGCCCACCGCCUGUGGUCUGAAACAGAGGACAUGAACCAUAUUAGAGAGAGUGCCACCAUUGUGGCAAAGCUGGUUGGUUCAGUAGAGCCAGAUCAGGCUUUUAAGGAGAUGUUUGGGCUCAACUUCGCCCCACGGGGCAGAAGAAAGAAAUCUUUUGGUUGGACCUCCAGCAUGAAGCAUAUUUUGUGAGGAUUGAUUGUCGAAGCGGAUUACGUAACAGAAAGCAUGAUGGGGCCAUGUAAAAAUUCCCCCCUGGCUCUCCAUUUAACAUAGGAAAAUAUUUUGUUUUCCCUUUUUAUAAACAGUGUGUCUCCUUUUCUGUUUCUGACUCUGAUUGCUAUUUGAUUGUAAAGAGGUUUAUUACGGAUGUGACAUUCCAAGGUUAUAGGAAAACUACAAAUUACAUGAGUGAAUUCUUUGUAGCAGUCCAUACAAUUGUACUGAAUAUUAGGAAUCAUAUAACAACUUCCGUGUGUAAAAUUACCCCUUAUGAAAUUGAGAAUAUUAAUUUUGUACAUAGAUCAAAUAAUGAGGUGUCCCUUUUUUAUCA
Molecule: messenger RNA, 3709 nt
Organism: Lotus japonicus
Lineage: Eukaryota; Viridiplantae; Streptophyta; Magnoliopsida; Fabales; Fabaceae
Product: kinesin-like protein KIN-7F
Exons: 14
Coding region: 454-3348 (964 amino acids)
Biological process (GO): microtubule-based movement
Molecular function (GO): microtubule binding; ATP binding; microtubule motor activity
Source: RefSeq, a predicted model, not a curated record